Messenger RNA from Doryrhamphus excisus (bluestripe pipefish), 3401 nucleotides. RefSeq names its product mitochondrial translational initiation factor 2 (gene mtif2). The record is from RefSeq and is a predicted model, not a curated record. Gene Ontology annotation, cellular component: cytoplasm. Gene Ontology annotation, biological process: translational initiation. Gene Ontology annotation, molecular function: translation initiation factor activity; GTPase activity; GTP binding. NCBI's taxonomy places the organism in Eukaryota, Metazoa, Chordata, Actinopteri, Syngnathiformes, Syngnathidae.
UCUGUAAUGCCGGCAUAGUGUCAUGGCGGCGCCCAUGUCAGUAGGACGACGACUGAUCUGCUGGCUUUAAUUUCAAGAUGAGCUGCAAAGGAUACACUUUUCAGAUUCGUAGAUGAAGAUAAUGUUUGUUUUGUUUAUAUUUAUUUAUCACAUUACGUCAGAACGAGGCUGAUUAAUUCAGACGUGGAUGUUUGUUUCGUGGAACUUGGAGUCGCCCAGCGGAUAUGAACAUGAUGUCUUCCGUGGUGCACGGAGCCCGUCGCCUCGUGUACGCUUCCAACUUCCUGUCGCCAUCCUUGCUUUCUGUUUCAAGCCCCGCCCCCCUGCUCACGUGCAGGGCGCUGGCCUCCAAGCAGGUGAGUUGUCAAGGACAAGCACACCGCCCACCCAUGAUCGGGGGUUACGUGACCUCACUUUGUAGCCUACUGCAGUUCAAAGGUCAAAAGAAGGAUCAGAAGCCAAAAGUCAACAUCAGCAAACAGGAAGUGGAGAUCCAGCAGAGGAUGACGGUGGAGGCCCUCGCUCGGGCCAUCAACCGAGACGUUGACCAUGUUGUGGAAGCGCUGCUGAACACGCCGCUGAAUGCGAACGCUCUGGAACCGGACUCGGUUCUGGAUGAGAGGUGGAUCAAAGAGGUGGUGAAGCUGUCAGGAAUGAAGUUCCGAUGGGCCAAACUGAGCGAGAAUGAAAAGAGAGAGAACCGAGACGCCGUGCGAAGACCGCCAGCGGACCUGAGCAGGAUGGUUCAACGUUCCCCGGUGGUCACCAUCAUGGGUCACGUUGACCACGGAAAAACCACGUUGCUGGACAGUCUGAGGAAGAGCCAGAUUGCCGCCACGGAGGCCGGCGGCAUCACCCAGCACAUCGGAGCGUUCCGAGUUGAGUUGCCGACAGGUGAGACGAUCACGUUCCUGGAUACGCCCGGUCACGCCGCGUUCUCCGCCAUGAGGGCGCGUGGAGCCAACGCCACAGACAUCGUUAUCCUCGUCGUGGCGGCGGAUGAUGGCGUCAUGACUCAGACCGUCGAAUCCAUCCAGCAUGCCAAGCAAGCCGGCGUUCCCAUCAUCGUGGCGGUCAACAAAUGCGACAAACGUCAAGCCGACCCUCAGAGAGUCAAACAGGAACUCCUCGCUCACAAUGUCGUCUGCGAGGAGUUCGGAGGAGACGUUCAAGCCAUUCACGUCUCCGCCCUCAAGGGUGAUAACCUCCUGGCUCUGGUCGAGGCCACGGUGGCGCUAGCGGAGGUGUUGGAGCUGAAGGCGGAGCCUGAUGGCGCGGUGGAGGGCGUGGUCAUCGAGAGUCGCACGGACAAAGGCAAAGGUGCCGUCACGACAGCCAUUGUCCAGCGGGGGUCGCUAAAGCGAGGGUGUAUCCUCGUCGCAGGAAAGACUUGGGCGAAGGUGCGCUUCCUGUUCGACGAGAAAGGCAGAGCGGUGACAGAGGCGGGGCCUAGCAUGGCGGUGGAGGUGAUCGGUUGGAAGGAGCUCCCGUCUGCCGGCGACACCAUCCUGGAGGUGGAAUCUGAGCAACGAGCGAGGGAAGUGGUGGACUGGAGGACCCACGAGGAGGAGACGCAGAGGCUGAGGGCAGAGCAAGACGCCAUCGAGGUCAAACAGAAAGAACAUCUGGAGAACUACAGGAAGGAGAGGGAGGGGCUUGCUCACCUCAAUUGGCGCCAGAGGAAGUGGCAUCGGUACCAAAAGAACAAAGCCAAUUUCGCUGCGAGGGCGAGCGAAAAGACGUUUGACGACAACCUCAGCCUGCCGCUCAUCAUCAAAGCUGAUGUUGACGGCUCUGUGGAAGCCAUUUUGAACAUUUUGGAAACCUACGACGCUCAGGAUCAAUGUCAACUCGAGGUCGUUCACUUCGGCAUCGGCGACGUCUCCGAAAACGACCUCAACAUGGCAGACACCUUCGGAGGCAGCGUCUACGGUUUCAACGUGGCGGCGAGCAGGUCCAUUCAGCAGGCGGCGGCGAAACGAGGCGUCCCGCUGAGGCUUCACACCGUCAUUUACAAGCUGAUCGAUGAGAUGAAGGCGGAGCUAAAUAGCAAGUUGCCGCCGAUCGUACGUCACAACACUGUGGGUGAAGCGACGGUCCUGGCUAUGUUCGAUGUGACGGUAGGCAAGAAGAAGAUGGCGGUCGCCGGCUGUCGUGUGCAGAAAGGUCAGCUUGAUCGCAAGCUCAAGUUCCGUCUGAUUCGAGGUCGAGAUACACUAUGGGAAGGUUCUCUCAUAGCAUUGAAGCACCACAAAGAUGAUGUGAACACCGUGAGGGCGGGAAUGGAGUGCGGUCUGUCAGCUGAUUCGGACAUAACGUUCCUUGUCGGCGAUGUCAUCGAAUGUUUUGAGGAGAUGGACGAGCCACAGGUCACGACCUGGGACCCUGGCUUUUGAGCCAGAAGGACCAAAAAAGUAAUUUAAAAAAACCAAACAAACAGGAAGUUCCCUUUUUGUUGGACCUUUGUCUUCAUUUCCUCUUGGACUUAGUGGGCUUGGCGAGCAGCGCCGGGUUGAUCUGGUCCAUCUGCAGGUUUCUUACGGCGAAGAGGCGGGCUGCGCGUUCGCUCAGCGUUCCUCCGCACUUCACUCCACGACUCAUCAGUUCCUGCUUGAGAACAUCCAGACCCAAACGUUCCAACUCUUGAACGCUCUUGGCAGAUGACACGCUGACUGUCGUGACGCCAUCACCGCCACCACGCUGUGGACCACGCACACACACACACACACACGCACGCCAAUCGCAUCAGAAGCAAAGCCACAUCAUGUGAUCACAUAAGGGGAGGAGUUCUCACCUGUAGCUCAGAUGAGCAGCUGGACACCGCCCCCGCAUCCACUUGAUGGGGCGUGGCCUCCUGGACCUCGACUUCCUGCUGAGGAGGUGUGUCCUGCUGGGUGGGCGUAUCCUUCUGAAACUUGACUUCCUGCUGGGGAGGUGUGUCCUCCUGGACCGUGACAUCUUCCUGGGUGGGCGUAUCCUUCUGGACCUCGACUUCCUGCUGGGGAGGUGUGUCCUCCUGGGUGGGUGUAUCCUUCUGGACCUCGACUUCCUGCUGGGGAGGUGUGUCUUCCUGGAUUGCUGCAUCUUCCUGGGUGGGCGUAUCCUUCUGAACCUCGACUUCCUCCUGAUGAGGUGUGGCCUCCUGGACGUCUACCUCUUCGGGGGGCGUGGCCUUCUGAACCGCCACAUCCUCCUGAGGCUGCGUGGCCGCCAUGCUAACCACAACAAACGCCACCGGUGACAAACUAUCCGCGUUAAGACAACAACAACAAAAAAAAGGCACAGCCACCUGCUGCUUGGCCCAGGCUCCACCCUCUGCGUUGUCAUGGUAACAGCAGCUGCACAGGAUGUGGAUGGCGAAUCGUCGUCAUCCUCUGAGCUCAGCUCGCCAACGCCACUCC